AUGGCCCAAGCCAUGGAUGCCCAUUCGAGCUUCGUCUAUCUUGUUGACAACCUUCCCACCUGGCGGGCUAGCAUUGAGGCAUUAUCUGUCCAUGCUGCUGGAAAACAUGCCGAGUUCGCCGCCGAAUAUUCUCGGCUCGUGAACCAAGCCAAGCCGAAACGCAGGAAGACUCCCUCGACCUCCUCGAUCCAUACUCAAGACCAGGAACAAGGCGAUGACCAAACUCGCACCAUCAAGAGCGCUGACCGCCUGUCUUCGCCCGACCCCAGGCAGAUUAAUCCUCUGGAGGCUGGGAACAAAUACCUCUACGCACAGGCACGGAGAAAGAGGAAGCCAGGCCCCUCCAUCCGUUCUGGUGCCUCGGGACCCCAGAAGUUCAGAAACCGACAUCAUGUUGUCGUCUACUACGAUGGAAGUUUACAAGUACAACUCGAUACUAUGGUUAAGCAGAUUGGGAUUGGCCGGAAUAACCUGCGAAAAGGCAAAGCUGCACUUGCGGCUGCUAGAGGUUUCCGCCUGCCCACGUUGACUGCUCGAACCAGUCACGGUCUAUCCGUGCUGAACGACAUCAGAGGUUCCAUGAUAUCCCGAAGUACCCCGGCCUUCCUGCCAGGCAAGAGCCAAAUUUCUGCUCCGAAUCCGGCCGCCUCUAAUGAGGAAGCAAGCUUUUUGCAGGUGGACAAGGAGCUAGAGCAGAUACAGGCGCUGUGUGAGACGGCCGCUCACCAAUUCCUCCGAGACGGUGACUGCAGGACUGAGCUUGAAUCUAUGCUGCAAAAGUUUGAUGCUCUUCUUGGACAGGCCUUUGCAGCUGCAGAGACUCUGAAGAAAGUUCAAGAGGAGAGCCAAGAAGCCUCACGAGCCGAUGAUCUUGACUCGGAGUUCAGUCAUGGUUUUGCUGAUUCGGACGCCUCUCUGUCAACCAAACCGUCCUUCGAUCACUUAGCUACACCGAGACUUGGUGUCGGGAGAGGUCAGGUUGCUCUCCCACUCGGCCAACCUUUGGACAGUAUGAAACCACAUGCUUUUCACAGCGCACCUGACAUUGCGGCUCCUGACAGCCCAGCUGGCUUGGUGAGCGACACCAUUGAGGUUGACGACGCCAGUGACCAAGGCUCCAUCGUGGUUGAUAUUUCUGAGUAUCGUCUUACGAACACUCGACGGGUGAGGCUUUGA
Molecule: messenger RNA, 1176 nt
Organism: Fonsecaea multimorphosa CBS 102226
Lineage: Eukaryota; Fungi; Ascomycota; Eurotiomycetes; Chaetothyriales; Herpotrichiellaceae
Exons: 1
Coding region: 1-1176 (391 amino acids)
Source: RefSeq, a predicted model, not a curated record